This is a messenger RNA of Schizosaccharomyces octosporus yFS286, 1537 nucleotides long. Its product is annotated as translation initiation factor eIF3m. NCBI's taxonomy places the organism in Eukaryota, Fungi, Ascomycota, Schizosaccharomycetes, Schizosaccharomycetales, Schizosaccharomycetaceae. Gene Ontology annotation, cellular component: eukaryotic translation initiation factor 3 complex; cytoplasm. Gene Ontology annotation, molecular function: translation initiation factor activity. The record is from RefSeq and is a predicted model, not a curated record. Gene Ontology annotation, biological process: cytoplasmic translational initiation. Bases 119 to 1327 code for a protein of 402 amino acids. The transcript is spliced from 3 exons.
CCAACACCUGCUAGGGCCGUCGUACUGCUACACCACUUGCGCGCCAGGCGUUCCUACCAACAACCACCAACCACGAACUUUUGCCAUUUUACUUGCAAAUUAAUCUUUUCGUGCAGAGAUGGAAGCCUCUGAUUUUGUUUUGGUUGUAGAUUCCUCCGUAGAAGAACAGGUGGAAGAAUUGGCUGUUUUCUUAGAUCAACUAGAAGCCAAUCAAGAAAAAAAUGUCUUUGAAAAAUGCAAGGAAUUUUUAGCUUCCGAAAAUGUCAAUGAAACUUUGAGCUUUCUUUUAAGCCGGUUAUCGUUGCUUUCUCAAAUUCCUGAAAAGGAAUUUGAACCUAUGAUGAAUGUCUUCAUUAGUCUCUUACAAGAAUCGACUGUGUAUGAAGAACAAGUUGUCAAGUUCUGCCAGGUUUUGGAGUCUAUCGUAGAACAAAAUUCUUCCUUUGCUCCUCUUGUCCUCAGUGUACUCAGCACUCUGUUUAAUGCCUCCAUCAAAGAUCGUCAACAUGCCCGUUUACACAUCUUAAACAGUGUUGUAACUAUCACUACAAGAUUUAAUCUUUACCACUUGCUUUCUCCCUACUUUGUUUAUUUCCCUGAAUGGCUCCACCAAGCUGGCGUGCCCGUUUCUGACCAGCGCGCCUUUAACAUAUUUGUUUCAAAAGCCAUUCAAGCUUACGAUGAAGAGCAAUCUUUUGCUUUCCUCUUAGAGGCAGUCAAGAUGGCUCCUUCCAAUACCGACGAAGCAGUCCGUGAAUUAGUACAACGUACGGUCAACAGCCCCAAAUAUUUCUUCUACGACGACAUUGUCACCCUACCUGCUAUCCAACAACUCCAACAAGCUACUUUACAAUUGCUCGGCAUUUUGUCUGGUGGUAUGAUUGAAGACUUCCUCUCUUGGAUUGAUACCAACCGUUCUUACUGCGAACAAGAAAAGUUUGACCAAGAGGCCAUUACUCGUAAAAUGAAGCUUUUGACCAUUGCUUCUCUCGCUACCCAAGCUCCCAAUAAUGUCUUAUCUUACAAGGACAUUGCUAAGGUACUCCAAACUGAUGAAAGUGAAGUUGAACUCUGGAUUAUCGAUGUCAUUCGCGCUGGUCUCGUCGAAGGUCGCAUGUCACAACUUAAUCAAACUUUCGUAAUUCACAGAAGCUCUUACCGUGUUUUCGGAAAGCACGAGUGGAUCUCUUUACACGAGAGACUUGCUAAAUGGAGUUCUAGCUUGCAAUACAUGUUGCAAGUUAUGGACCAGCCCCUUUCUAACUAUACCUUAGCUACCAGCAAGAAGGGUGGUAGAGAACAUGCUGGUGUUUCUGCAUCUGAGUAGAUUAUCUUUUUAUUUAGUAUUUUGUAUUUUGAAAAUAUAUGAGGAUGGGCAUCUUGAUUCAUGUAUCGUAAACAACUAGGGCAUCUCCUUUUGCUAGCUAUAGUACAAAACAGUUUCGUAUUUAUCAAGUCGAAAAUUUAAACUAGAGUUCUAGUGAUUUUUAAUUCAUUAUUAUUAUUAAACUAGGCUAUACAGCUUGAAAUACUUUAC